Messenger RNA from Anisakis simplex (herring worm), 462 nucleotides. NCBI's taxonomy places the organism in Eukaryota, Metazoa, Nematoda, Chromadorea, Rhabditida, Anisakidae. The record is from the annotation of a GenBank genome assembly.
AUGAUUUCAAGUCGCAAGCGUUUUCUAACAUCGCCAACGAUGAUACCUUCAAUGAUGAGAAAUGAUCAGCUAAGGAUAAAAAUUUGUUUCCACCAGAUUAAAAAAAAUUGUUUUCAGAUUCAGCUUCCAUGUCUCCCACCCCUCCCACCCCUCCCAUGCCCUCCACCCCUUCCCUGUUUCUCCCUUCCAUGUCUCCGACCCCUCCCAUGUCCUGUUCUCCAGUGUCCGAUAUGUGAAUCAUGUGCGAUUCCGGAGCCAUGUCCUUGCGCCCAGCCACCCGUCUGCGCCCCAGAACCAUUCGUUCCCGAAUGCGGAGGAGGUGGUGGUUGUGGUGGUUUUGGCUACUCAAAUCCAGGUUAUGGUUUCGGUGGUCCACAAAUCGCCCCUCCAACUCGAUAUUUGAUCCAGAAUACGAACGGUGGGCUUCAACAAGCGUCGUCAUAUUCCGGUUCCUCCGGUUAG